GCCCAGGCCUUUGACGUCACGCUCGUGAACUCGUGCUCCGAGUCCAUCGUCGUCUUCGACUCGAAGACUACCGAGACGCUGCCGGUGGGCGGCACUAGCACGCGUACGGUCUCCCCGGGCGGUGCCUACGUGUACCGCAAGGGCACGGGGGGCCAGGCCACGCUGGCCGAGUUCUCGGCCGACAACAAUGCAGCCUGGUACGACAUCAGUAUCAUCCCCACGGGCGUAGGCAAGGGCCCCGGUAACUGUGGCAGCCUUGACGAGUGCAAGGCCGUCACGGGCGGUGUGGGCUUCAACGUCGCCAUGAGCAUCGAGCCCAGCCAGACGGACGGCCACCGCUGCGUAUCGGUGACGUGCAUGGAGGACGGAUGCGAUGACGGCUACCAGUUCCCGGCUGAUGAUACCAAGACGCACGCCUGCCCCAGCUCGGUUGACUUCACGGUUACGUUCUGCCCCGGCGGAUCGUCAGGUGCA
Molecule: messenger RNA, 474 nt
Organism: Phytophthora sojae
Lineage: Eukaryota; Oomycota; Peronosporomycetes; Peronosporales; Peronosporaceae
Exons: 1
Source: RefSeq, a predicted model, not a curated record